Messenger RNA from Pediculus humanus corporis (human body louse), 1986 nucleotides. RefSeq lists its product as uncharacterized. Bases 1 to 1986 code for a protein of 661 amino acids. NCBI's taxonomy places the organism in Eukaryota, Metazoa, Arthropoda, Insecta, Psocodea, Pediculidae. The record is from RefSeq and is a predicted model, not a curated record. The transcript is spliced from 7 exons.
AUGUUCGAAGCCAACAAGGCGAAAAUGCUUGCCGCCAAUCAAUCCGCUGCCGUACAGAACACGAACGCGAACGCGAACGCGAAUCGCGUAACGUUGCAGGGUCAAAUAUUUGCCAAUAAUCAAAAUUCAAUUUUGAAUAUUGUCAAUAAGAUAAAUUUAAAUUCGAAAUUGGGGGAUAAAAAAGGAGUUGCGAACAUUCCCGAGAAUAAAAAGGUGAUAGACGAGGAGAGUCAGCGGGGACGAUUCGGUUGGGUGACGUUGGGAAAAGCUUUCAUACCCUACAUCAUACGACAGGGCGAACAGUACACGGCCGUUCGCAUGGUCGAAAGUAAAUUGCUUAAUAAAUAUUUAAGUUACUUACACCCGGACAUAUAUAAUUGCACAUGUAUACGUAGCUACUACAUAACGGAUGCGGAAGCUCGAGUUUUGAACGAAAUAAACGUUCGGCAUUGCGACGCGCAAUUCGGUCGGGAUCACUUUACAAACAAGGAUUUGGUGGUGCGGUUGCAAGACGCAGCGGAAUUUUACAAUUUUCUGGACGUUUGCUACAACAAAUUGGUACUCAGUUCGAACAAUCCGAGAGACAAAUGCGGGUUCAUAAGGAUAAACGGUGAAAGUGUCGUGCCCUAUACCAUACGAAACAGUAACAAGUACGUUCCGUUGUUUUAUUUCGAGGGUGAAACGGACAGUUUGAAAUUGAAAGCGGAAAAACUCGAGGGUUGGGAUUUGGCUUAUUUGAAAUUCUGUUGCAAAGUUCAGGGUAUAAAAAACGAACUUUUCUCAAGCGAUACGUGCAGUGUGAUAAGUUUAAACGACAUAAAAAGUUAUUUUCCCGCGGGCACGUCGUUCGAAGACUACUGGCCGAGCAAAGUCAUCGACAGUCAACUCCUCAUAACGUCGAAAAAUCAAAAUCCGUAUCCGAGUUGGACCAAACAACCCGCGGGAACUUUGCCACCCUCCGUGACCAAACCCGUUGCUCCCAUUCAAAGAAGCGUUCCCGUGACGCACACUCCGCCGAUGGCGGGAACUCCGGGACCUCACGGAAACCUUCCCGCGGCCGUCAUAAACGGAUGGGCGGCUGCCAAUAUCAUUAGCGGACAACAGUAUCAAGCCAUGGUAUCGCAGCAGAAUAACAUCGUUCGCAUGGCCCAAGCUCAGUCGCUUCAAAACAACGUGAGUUUCCGAUGUUGUCGAUUGUUUUCUUCUUACCCGACCGAUUUUUGUUUUUUUUUUUUUUUAACGGGGGACGGGGAGGUUCCCCAAAUGGGAAUGGUUCAACAACCGCCACCUCCUCUAGUCAGAGCUACUCUUGCCCAAAAUAUACCGAUAGGAACGCCGACGUACACCAAUACUACUAGUGUUCCUGGAACUCUUCACGUUUUACAGUCGGAUAGGUCAAAUCGCAUAGCAUAUGCGGCCAGCCUAUUGAGAAACACGCAAUCCACGAGAAGUAGUUCAAAUCAACAAAAGAGUAACAAUUCCGUUCAAAUGCAAACGUACGGGAGCAACGCGAAACCUCCGCCGCCGUUGAUACCCGUAAACGGUACGAGCAGAAGUGUUCCUUCAAAAGAAAGUUCCGGAAGCAAAAAACUUAUACAAAUAAUCGAAAUUCCACCACUGGGAAGUCAGGCACCCUAUCAGGUAAAAAAAGUAUUAGUCGAUAACAAAAUGGUUCCUUGCAUAAACGCCAAACCAUAUAUAUACUCUGACCUCCUCAUGACGCUUCCUGAUCUCGUCAAGCAUUUUUUUCCAAAUACUCCGGUCGGAGGCGUGCAGAAAAUUUUGCAGGAAGUUUUACUUGUAAAUUUGUAUAAAGGAAACAGAUCGCAAAUGGAAACUCUUCGACUGGCGGGAAAAUGCGUGUCCGAGACGGAAAAUCUUCCUUUGAUUCAAGUCCGAGACGUGAUGAAAUACAUGCCGCAAAUGAAAUACGUUUUGGAACAUAAUAAAAACGAUCCGGUUGCAAAAAGGCAAAGGACGAGCUAG